AUGCCAUCUCCAGACUAUGCUAGCCUCGAUCGAAUUGAGGGGCAUCAUUACCAUUCCUUGGCUGUAGCCCUCCGCAAUGUUCUUAACACUGAUAUCGCGCUUGUGACCUUCGCCCAGAUUAUCGAUGGUCUGCCGACCGCUGAUGUUGUCUGGGACCGAUAUUCGGCCACAUAUGAACCUUCUCAUCCUAUCGUCAAUCACAAAACGCUCUGCGAAGGAGCAUUAGAGAGGGCCAAAGCUUUCCGUUCAAAAUUCUCCAUGGCUGAUGUAAUGGUUGAUUUGGAGCUAGAGAAAGUCCACGACCCUGCUACAACUGCCGGUCAUGAUAUUGAGUCUACCAUCAAGUGGGAGCGACCUCCCGAUGAUUUGUGUCGCUUUCCACCGAAGCCGACAAUGUUUAUCGCGACUCAGUUCACUGCUCAUGACCGGUACCCAAACGGUGUCGAUGACAUGGUUGGAUAUUGGGCAGAGAAUCGAAUCCUAGGCGGUGUAGCACUCUUUGACCAUUCACAGGCAUGGACAGGUGGCGAUGAGCCCAACGUGUACUUUCAGUGUACUCGCGCAAGAGUCACAUUCCGUGUGUGUCAACUCCUCGAUACUCAACAGUCGGCCCUUAUAUCCUUCCUUCUUGCAGACCCUGAGGAUUCCUAUACCAAGUGCCCACUCCCUAUCUUACCAACCUCCGAUAACAGGGUCCGGAUAGACCCAGGAGAUGCUAUUACAGUUAAGAAAGUCUACAGAGACAUUUGGGAAAGGAAGCUUCCCCCAAGACGGUGGAGGGCGCCGCGACUGGAACGCCCCAAGUCAUCUUUAGACUAUCCAGAGUUGGAUACUGAUGCAGAGGUUGAGCGUCUAAACAGAAUGUAA
Molecule: messenger RNA, 867 nt
Organism: Fusarium tjaetaba
Lineage: Eukaryota; Fungi; Ascomycota; Sordariomycetes; Hypocreales; Nectriaceae
Exons: 2
Coding region: 1-867 (288 amino acids)
Source: RefSeq, a predicted model, not a curated record